AUGAGUCACAGCUUGAGGCUGUUGACGACGGCGAGGUAUGACUACACUCUGCUGAGCGUAAAAAGUGUUUCAUUUGCAGUCGAGCCACUCUCGACGGAGUCUGCAACACAACUUCUUUUGAAUAUAUCAUCACAUACAAAUUUUUCAGUAGCUUCCUCACUUGCAAACCUUACUGGUAGAGCAGCUUUGGCCAUUAAAAUAGUAGGAGCUUUGUUGAAGGAAGGAGAACUUGCAGACCAACUAGCAAAUGAACUGGCUAUAAAGCCAAUAGAAACUCUGAGUCCAAAAGAAUUUCAGCCAGAAGAUCAAAUAAGAUUGGUCAUUGCUUCUUCAUUUCGACGUCUUUCUAAAUCCUUGACUCGAUGCAUAGCUAUUUUUGCUCAGAUACCCGGAUCUUUUGAUAAAAGCGCUGCUGCUGCUGUUCUUAACGUAACCACUUCUGAAGCUCGGAAGAAAUGCCUGAAACCAAUUGCAAAACGAUGUUUGUUGGAAUUCAAUGAUCAUGUUAAACGAUAUUACAUGCACAAACUGAUCAAAGCAUUUGUUAUAGAAGAACUUGGUGUACGAGGGGAUCGUCAAUUUGUUAGAGAUCGAUUUUUUGUUCAUUAUUUCAGGCGACUUAUUGAUCUUGCUGGAAGAUACAACCAAAAUCCAAGAGAAGUGCUACGAAGCUAUGAUAACGAUCAACAUAAUUUUUACUACGUUCUUUUUUACUUUAUGGAUCCAAGAUUUGCUGUUACUGCUAGCGACAGCGUACGCCAAAGUGUCGUGACUCUUUCUCAGCUAGCAGCUAAUCUGUUCCUUGUUCGUUUGCCUGCUGGUCAACUUUUUCGUUGGUAUCGUGCUGCUCGAGAAUAUGCUGUUCGCUUACCAAGAUCAGACGAGAAGAAUAACAGAAAGUACUGCGAUGUUAUGUUAUUGCUAGUAAGGGCAGCAACAAAAGAAGCAAACAGAAAUUAUAAGAUCACCACUAUACUGGAAGAAGACAGAUAUUUCAUGUUGCAUUGUGAUGUUAACUUAAAAUUGAAAAUUGUUGAACAUAUAUGUCUUAGCCCUUAUGAACUUACUGAUAUUCCAGACGGUGUGCUUGAUUGCUAUAGUACUCACGCUCUGCUUCUAUCACUACCUGUUUUGCAUAUCUCUAACUUUUGGAAUCUCGGCAUUCUUUUUCACAAUCAUAGUCUUGAUUAUGCAGCUUACUUGUGUUUUGUGAAGGCUGGACUUUACUUUGGAAAGAUAGACAAACGAAAGAAAAUGACAUGUCUGAAGUCGGUUGUGGAAGUAUUUGAAAGACAUGAUCAGCACACUAAUAAACCAAUGUUACUUAACUUCCUCGAUAACCUCAAUAAUGAAGAGAUGGCUUCUUCCCGUCAGUCGCAUAAAAUAUUGAUUGAGUUGGGAUCAGCCUAUCAUCGACUGUCAAACUAUGAGUCUGCCAUUCCACCUUUGUUGCAUGCUUAUGAAAUGAUAAAAGAUCUGUUGAAAGAAAACGACGCAGAAAUCUUUCGAGUCUGCUAUUUGCUAGGCAAAGCCUACUUUGCAAUUGAACGUAACGAAAAAGCUGCGAACUAUUUGAACAAAAGUUUAUUGAUUUCGAAAACGUUGUAUGGAAAUGAUCACUCGCAAACGGCUGUGUGUCACGUAAAACUUGCUGACGCUUUGAAAGUACUUAACGUUGACGAAGCUUUGACACAUUGGAUGGAGGCUGCAAGAAUAUAUGAAACCGUUCUUAUUGACGAUCUUGAAGUAUUUUGGAUUUAUAAGAGGAUUGGCGAUUGGCAAUUUCAACACUUUUGUCCAUAUUCGGGAGCAAAGUAUUACUAUAAAGCACAUCGUAUUCUUUAUAAAACAAACGGAACUAAACUACAGCCUGAAACCGUUUCGAGUACUACGACAAGAGAUCUGCAAACAUCGCCGUCUUCGGUUACCGUUUGGACGAACGUUGCUGCUAAAAAUGUAUACGAUUACGUUGACGCGUUGCUAUCAGAAGAUGAACCGUUCAAACAUUUUUACGGUUCUUUAAUAGUUUGGUGUUUAGUUUACUUUCCAGCUUGUUUUCUUCUCCUUUUGGCUUAUAUAGUUGUUAUUAAAUUAUUAUAUAUUAUUAGAACCAAUUGUUUUUACGUUAGGGUUUUACAUUUUAGUUGAUUGCAACGUAAUCGUAACUUUUGAUUAAUGCAUGCGCUUGGUGUACAUGCAUGCAUGUAGAGAUUAUAUGGUAACGAAGAAAGUUUAUACAUACGUAUAUGUACGAUUUAAUUAGAACUGCUGA
Messenger RNA from Corticium candelabrum, 2272 nucleotides. RefSeq lists its product as uncharacterized. The transcript has a single exon. The record is from RefSeq and is a predicted model, not a curated record. Gene Ontology annotation, molecular function: protein binding. The coding region runs from base 1 to 2148 and encodes 715 amino acids. Lineage: Eukaryota; Metazoa; Porifera; Homoscleromorpha; Homosclerophorida; Plakinidae.